UGUCUAUCCUCCUCCAAAUAUACCAUCAGAGAAACUACGUUUUUCUCUUGGUUUUGUUGAUUGAUUUAUUAUUUAAAGGGUAAUAGGAAUUUAGAAAAAGAAAAAAUCUUAAUGUAUAACUGGAAAUAAAGGGUGAAUGCCUACAGAUGAUAUUGUAAACAAUCCCACAAUGCCUGGCCCAUCCUCAUCGCCCAAACGUCCAUCCAAUCGUCCUGGCAUUAACGUUAGCCAUUCUUCAGCACGUGUGAUGGAUAUUAAUUCGAAUAGAAAACCUCGUGUACCGUAUAAUGCUGUUGUGGGAGACGAUCAAGUUUCUCGAUCUGUGCCAAACGAUCUUAAUCCCGCAUUUGAUACUCUGAGAUAUUUGAGUAUGUCAAGGAAUCCUCAUGGACGUUUCUCGAAUCGCUCACGUCCUUUCCAUCCCCUAGAUCCCAGUCUGCAAGAUGUGCAAAGCUCAGAAGAUGAAUUAACGGAGGAAUCUCGUUUGCUUGAUCAUCAAAAAAGUAAUUCAUAUCAAACAAAUGAUAAAAAAAUUGCCAAAGACGUUAAUAACCCUCCUUCAAUGCCAAGCUCUGUUUGCUCCUCUCCGAAAUUUCAAGCAAAAAAGCUUCCUGAUAAUGAUGACGACUUUCCCGAAAACAUUCCUAUGCCUGUCAGUCAUCCUGAAACCAUCUCAACCCCAUCAAAAGAGGAAUCUCGUCCCGCUAGCCAAGGGGGCGACGUAAGUGACUUUGGUAUCUCUUCUCCACGGUCAUUUGGCAAAUCCCCUAAAUCUUCUUCAAGUCAUUAUGAACAAUUUGCAAAUAACCAGGUUACCGAAGAGACUCAAGAGGGUGUCGAAGAUCGUGACGAAUUGUUCUUACCUAUUUCCACGCAUUAUCUCCGUGAUCCCAAUUUCUCCUUUCUGGAUGAGUGGGCCAGAAAGAUGAAGGAAACUUUUGAUGAAUUUACGGAUGAAGAAACUGACCAGCGAAAGGAGCGCAAUAGGAAAAUGAGCGAACCCUUACUUGUCAAUGGUAGAUAUCGCAUUCGCGAUCGCUGGGCUGAAUUACGAAAGUCUGAGUUUGACCGCCCUUACAGGUUUACGUUCUUUACAGAGGAGCUACCCUCAACAAUCCAUUCUCAUGAGAUGUGGGAACUUACUCAUGAUAAUCAAACGUUCGAAGAUCUUUUCCGUUCCGGCGGAACUUGGUGGUUAGAUGUCUCGUCCCCCAAAGAAGAAGAAGUACGCAUCCUUGCUAAAACAUUUGGUAUUCAUCCUUUGACUGUGGAAGAUAUUACUAUGGAAGAAGAUCGUGAAAAGGUGGAGCUUUUUCGAUCUUACUAUUUUGUCACAUUCCGGUCUUUCAAUCAGCUUCCUUCUGGACCUGAGUAUUUAAAACCGCUGAACUUUUAUCUUGUUGUUUUUCGCGAUGGAAUCAUUACCUUCCAUAUGAACCCAACACCGCAUCCGGCUAAUGUACGUCGGAGAAUUCGCCAACUGAAUGGGUAUUUAACUAUAAACGCUGAUUGGAUUGCCUAUGCCCUAUUGGAUGAUACUACAGAUGCAUUUGCUCCCUUUAUUGAGAAAAUUGAGGAUGAGGUAGAUACUAUUGAUGAGAUUAUUUUGGGAAUUCAUCAUGAGCACGUUUUAGAGGUGAAGCCUCAGGAGAGUAUGCUGAAACGUGUUGGUGAAUGCAGAAAACUUAUUAUGAGCUUACUGAGAUUGCUUGCGAAUAAAGCUGAUGUUGUGCGUGGUUUAUCCAAACGAUGCAAUGAAUCUUGGCAAGUGGCACCUAGAGGAGAGAUUGCUCUUUAUCUUGGUGAUGUUCAAGAUCAUAUAGUAACGAUGGUUCAAAACUUGAAUCAUUACGAAAAAAUUCUAUCUCGAAGUCAUUCUAACUACUUGGCUCAAAUCUCGAUAAAUAUGACACUUGUGUCAAACGAAACAAACGAAGUCCUGUCGCGAUUAACUAUUUUGGGUACAAUUCUAAUUCCUUUGAACCUGGUAACAGGUCUUUGGGGUAUGAACGUUCAGGUUCCAGGUCAAGAUGUUCCUGGCCUUAAUUGGUUUUUUGGUAUUCUUGGGAGUCUUUUACUGUUUGCAGCCUUUUCCGUACUUCUUUGCAAAUGGUAUCAAGUGAUCUAACUCUAUUCUUUAUUUAUUGUUAUUUAUUUAGUGUUUUGGAUAUAAAGUGUGCUUAGGCAACUAUUUCUAUAGUUAGCGGGUUUGAUAUUAAAAGAGCUAUUUUUGUUUGCGUCCAACUUGUGUAAGUUUAUGUGAAAACUUUUAGUGCACAGCCUUCAGUAUUGAUAAUUUUAAAUACUUUUCAAGUGUGGCAUUUAAGCAAGCUAUUCAGAAAAAUACGUACAAUCUUUGUUUGUUAAGGGGACAUAACGGGGGCGUUCUAUUACUGCCUUGAUGUCAUAGUGUUUUCAUUAUUAAGCGACUUGUGCGAUAAAUAAAUGAAAAAAUUACGCCAAAAUAAAUAAUCCAGAUUCCUAAUUGUUUG
Messenger RNA from Schizosaccharomyces cryophilus OY26, 2492 nucleotides. RefSeq names its product CorA family magnesium ion transporter. The record is from RefSeq and is a predicted model, not a curated record. NCBI's taxonomy places the organism in Eukaryota, Fungi, Ascomycota, Schizosaccharomycetes, Schizosaccharomycetales, Schizosaccharomycetaceae. Gene Ontology annotation, biological process: magnesium ion transmembrane transport; intracellular magnesium ion homeostasis. Gene Ontology annotation, molecular function: magnesium ion transmembrane transporter activity. Gene Ontology annotation, cellular component: plasma membrane. The transcript has a single exon. The coding region runs from base 137 to 2128 and encodes 663 amino acids.